AUGGACAUGGACAGCUUUGCCGCUCGCGAUCUAAGACUGCUGACCGAGGUUGCAGCCGGCCCGCCGGCGCCGUCGCCAGUAAGCGCGGCAAGCCCGGCGGCUGCACCGUCGGGCGUCGAGGUGCUCUCUGACGAAGCGCGGGUUGAUCUGCUCAUGGAGAGCUCGUUUCAUGGCCUGCCGCUGCAGCUGUCGAUGGACCUGGAAGCCGACGGGCCGGCCGAGCUGGACGGCAAAACCAUUCCGUCGGUGCUGGCGGUUGAGCACGCGCUUGUGGAGACCCAGCGCGUCUCACGAUACCUUUACGGGAGUAAUGUCAAGCUAGGCACAACACCGCGGCAUCUGACGUCGUCGCCGCUGCACAAGACGCUCGGCAGCCUCAUCAACAACUUUGCGGCGACUGCGAGCCUCGACGAUCUGGCGCCGCUGUUGACUGCGGCAAGCGAUGAGAGUAGCGGCAACAGCGCGGUGGACAAGACGUGGUGGCUUGACAUUGCCUCGCCUACCGAAGAUGACAUGCGUGUCCUUGCGCGGCUCCUGCAUCUACACCCGAUCACAGUGGAGGAUUGCCUUACCGGCGAGUCGCGCGAAAAGUGGGAGGUCUUUGACGCCUUUCCACGAGCGUAUCUCUUUUGCGUCGCGCAUGAGCCAUCGCGGGAUAGCUUUACAUCGAGCGCGGCAGCGAGCCCAGGCGCGCUUGCGGCAACAAGCCCGGUGAUGGCGAUCGUGACCGCAACCGGGAUUGUGACGCUCCAUCACGAGCCGGUCGACUCUGUAGCAGCUGUCAUCCGGCGGCUGGCGGUGGUGUACUCGGGCCGGAUCCCGUCGCCCGACUGGAUCUUGUACGCAGUGCUUGACGUCGGAGUUGAUGUCUUUGACGGCAUCACGACAAGUAUUGUGGACGGAAUCUUUGCAGUCGACGAUCUGGUCCUGGUCCUGCCGGCGUCUGAGGAGUCGGACAUGCUGCGGCGGAUGAAGGUCGUGCGGGCUAAGCAGGCGCAGCAGCGGCGAGUGCUGUUGCCCAAGAAGAACCUGCUGUUGACGCUCUCGUCGCGGGAGAUUGCGUACAUCUCUCAUGCGGUUCAGAUCUAUCUCCGCGAUGUACUGGAUCACACGGUGGAGCAGCUGCAGGCGCUCGAAGCGACACGCGACAUCCUCAAUGCUGCACACUCCAACUAUCUGGCCUCGAUCCAUCUCGAGCUCACGCGGUCGUCGAAGAAGAUCAACGACGAGAUGGCCAAGCUAUCAAUUGCGGCAACGCUUUUCCUCCCGCUCACGCUCAUCACCUCACUGUGGGGCAUGAACGUCAAGGUUCCUGGCGAGGAUGCGGGCGUGUGGUGGUUUUGGGUUUAG
Molecule: messenger RNA, 1350 nt
Organism: Thecamonas trahens ATCC 50062
Lineage: Eukaryota; Apusomonadida; Apusomonadidae
Exons: 2
Coding region: 1-1350 (449 amino acids)
Biological process (GO): intracellular magnesium ion homeostasis; magnesium ion transmembrane transport
Cellular component (GO): membrane
Molecular function (GO): magnesium ion transmembrane transporter activity
Source: RefSeq, a predicted model, not a curated record